AUGGAAACAGUCAACAAAGUUGUCGACGCCGGCUACAAAGCCCUCUGGGGAGAAGACACCGGCACCACCACUCAGCAGCAACAGCAUGCAACAGCCACCGGGUCUACUGCCGACAACAACCAGUCGAGUUUCAACGCGGUUGUAGAUGCAGGUAAAAAGGCUGUUUGGGGUAGCACGGCCACGGAUGAUGCUACUACUUCCGAGCAGCAGAGUACGUCGCACGGCGAGGAACCUAUUUCCGGUGAGCGAGGGUUGGGGACGGCGAUGGAUCCGUAUGAUGCUGGGAACCGAGAGGAGGAAGAAGCAGUUUCGAAUGCCGUUGGCUCGAAGAACUCACAUACUAUCGAGCAACGAAAUGUCGAAAUGAGCCAGGGAGCCAGCAGCGGCACGGCUGCUGCUGCUGCUGCUACUACUACCACGGCAGAGCCAGACAUGUUGAAAACCACCGUCACAGGUCUGAAACGAGAUCCUUCAGAACCCGGCAAUAAUGCCACCGACUCGGCAUCAAGAGUCAUUGCCGACAAUGGUCCAGGCCAGUCGCUGAAACACACGAGUGAGCCAUUUCAGAAGGAGAGCGACAGAUUAGUGGAGGACUUGCAAGGCAAAUCUACUCAGGCAGAAACUCCAAAAGGACCAGCUUUCGGGACUGCGCCUGCAAUGGCAAUUCCAGCUCCAGUCCCUGCUCCAGCCCCAGUACAGACUCCCGCUCCAGCAGCGGCACUCGACGAGUCUGCAUCCAAGGCCAGCAAAGAAGAGGCUAGUAAAUCUUCCUUCUCGGGUACGUCCUCAAACACAAGCGGGAACGAGAGGCAGGAGGGACAGCAGAAAAGGAAGACUAGCAAGCUGGAGAAAGUGAAGAACAAGCUUCAUAUUGGUUCUCCCAAGGCCAAAUAA
Talaromyces rugulosus is the source of this 894-nucleotide messenger RNA. RefSeq lists its product as uncharacterized. Lineage: Eukaryota; Fungi; Ascomycota; Eurotiomycetes; Eurotiales; Trichocomaceae. Bases 1 to 894 code for a protein of 297 amino acids. The record is from RefSeq and is a predicted model, not a curated record. The transcript has 3 exons.